This is a messenger RNA of Maylandia zebra (zebra mbuna), 4651 nucleotides long. It is a transcript of the gene uckl1a, whose product is annotated as uridine-cytidine kinase 1-like 1a. Gene Ontology annotation, molecular function: ATP binding; kinase activity. The record is from RefSeq and is a predicted model, not a curated record. Lineage: Eukaryota; Metazoa; Chordata; Actinopteri; Cichliformes; Cichlidae.
CGGAGAGAAGAGCAGAUUUUUCAGAUGAUUAAGGCUUCACAGACGUGUGAAUGCACAAAGUGAAAACAGACUAGAAAUAGACCUGUAUUUAACACGUUCACGGCCUCGGUCAGUGCUGAGGGCCGCUUGCUGUUGUUUUUGGGGAGGUUGCCACAGUGACGGGUGAGCUGGAGGGUAACAGGUUGUCGUCCGAAGCAGAUAUGACUCUGCUGGACUGCACAGGAGCCAGAAUCUCCGGCUGCUGGUCGUUGAGGUCUGACCGCAGUGGGAGCGGGGAGGACUCGUUGGACCGCCUCCUGCCCUCGGCUGGGGCCCCUCGCAGGAAGAGCGCUACCUCGCUGAGUAAAACAGAGCCUCCUCUGCUCCGCACAGGCACACGCACCAUCUACACCGCUGGCCGCCCGCCCUGGUAUGACGAGCACGGCGCUCAGUCAAAAGAGGCCUUUGUCAUUGGGCUGUGUGGGGGCAGUGCCUCAGGGAAGACCACCGUAGCCAAUAAGAUCAUUGAGGCCCUGGAUGUGCCGUGGGUUGUGCUACUGUCGAUGGAUUCUUUCUACAAGGUUUUAUCCCCCGAGGAGCAGGCUCUGGCCGCAAAGAACGACUACAACUUUGACCACCCGGGAGCAUUUGACUUUGAGCUGCUGGUUUCCACCCUGAGAAAACUGAAGCAGGGCAAGAGUGUGAAGAUCCCGGUGUAUGAUUUCACCACACACAUGAGACAUAAAGACUGGAAAAAUGUGUACGGUGCCAGUGUGAUCAUUUUUGAAGGAAUUAUGUCCUUUGCAGACAAAGAGCUUCUUCAGCUCCUGGAUAUGAAAAUCUUUGUGGACGCAGACUCAGACAUUCGGCUCGUCCGCCGGCUCCGCAGAGACAUCACAGUGCGUGGACGGGACAUUGAAGGCGUAAUCAAGCAAUACAACAAGUUUGUGAAACCAGCCUUUGAGCAGUACAUCGAACCAACCAUGAGGCUGGCAGAUAUUGUUGUACCAAGAGGUGGUGGGAAUAUGGUGGCCAUUGAUCUGAUUGUCCAGCAUGUUCACAGCCAGCUGGAGGAGCGUGAACUCAGUGUCAGGGCACUCCUGGCCUCUGCCCAGCAGACGCAGCCGUUGCCCCAGACGCUCAGUGUCCUCGAGAGUACGCCGCAGGUCAGGGGCCUGCACACCAUCAUCAGGAACAAAGAAACCAGCCGAGACGAGUUUAUCUUCUACUCAAAGAGGUUAAUGCGGCUUCUCAUAGAGCAUGCUCUAACAUUUCUACCAUCUCAGCCGUGUUCAGUUCAGACCCCACAGGGCCAUGAUUACGAGGGCUGCAGUUACAACGGUAAAGGGAUCACCGGUGUGUCGAUCCUGCGUGCAGGAGAGACCAUGGAGCCCGCCCUGAGGGCCGUGUGCAAGGACGUCCGCAUCGGCAAGAUCCUCAUCCAGACCAACCUCGACUCAGGCGAGCCAGAGCUGCAUUACCUGCGUCUGCCCAAAGACAUCAGUGAAGAUCAUGUCAUCCUAAUGGACAGCACAGUCUCCACCGGCGCUGCUGCCAUGAUGGCAGUUCGAGUCCUAUUGGAUCAUGAGGUGCAGGAGAAUAAGAUCAUGUUGGUGUCGCUGCUGAUGGCAGAGCUCGGGGUGCACUCUGUGGCCUAUGCCUUCCCAAAGGUCAAAAUCAUCACCACUGCUGUGGACAAGGGCCUGGAUGAUUUUUUACAUGUAAUUCCUGGCAUCGGGGACUUUGGGGACCGUUACUUUGGGACUGAUGGCUUCGACAGCUGGAGUGAUGAAGAGGACCAGGAGCAGCUGCCACACUGACUCAAACAUUUGUGAGACUCUGUGAAAGAAAACACAAACUACUUGAAAACUGUUGUGCAUCCUCCUCUUCAGGUGUAGACUAACAAAAAAAAAUUGUUAUAUUUACUUUUGUGUACUGUAAAAUUUUAUUUUUUUUACUCCUCUGAAGAUGAUGUCUGAGUCCAGGUUUGUGCAUGAGGGAUAUUUUGUUCUGCUCAUCUUAAAUAUUUUAAUACUGAACAGUAAAGCAGUGUCAUUGCCUUUGAGGUGCAGUAAAACAAUAAUCCAAUAACGUUAUUAAAUGGGUCCAGGUUGCACCAGCUGUUAUUAAAUCCAGAACUUAGUAAGAGCCAAAGAGUAAAGGAGUAAGUUCAAAGAGUAAUGUACUAAAUUUAGUUGGGCAAUUAAAAUAUAGUGAAUGUCUUCAGUAGUUUUGACUGUAGUAAUGUGUAAAUCUGUCAUGCAUAUAGGGAGUUCCAGUUCAAUACAGCAGCACCGUGAGGCAGCAUCAGUAUGGAAACAUGCCCACAGUAGCAGGUAAUUUUUGCCUUGUUCACAGUCUCAGUUUUACAUAUUACCAAGCCAAAGUACAGCAGAUUGGACCAAAGAAAAGCUCACAUAUGAUAUUAUUUGAAUAAAAAUUAGGAGAUCACCAACAGUAAGAAGUUUCUAGGCUCGAUUUCUGCUGAUUGCUAGGCUGUCUCCCUGUGCGUGUGUGGGCUUUCCUCUUACGAGCUUGAAGUCCAGUCGCCUUCUUUUGAAGCUCUUAAGACUACCAUGACCUGGAUGACUGAGAGCCUGCAGACAUGUGGGCUUUCCUCCAGUUUCCUUUCGCAGUUCUAAGACAUGUUUGUCAGGUUAACUGGUUAUUGGUGAACUUGUCUGUGGCUGUAGAAGUGGUUAAAUAAUUUAAUUUUUCUUCAUUAAUGGACAUUAAUGAAUACAUGUAAUUCAUCUUAUAAUUGUUUGGAAGUUUCACAUUUAAAAAAACCCCCAUAAAUUUCAUCCUCAUGGUGGUGCUAGAUGAAAAGUUAGAGGUGCUUCUUUUUGGGGGUGAACAGCACAACAGACAAUUAUGAAGGUAUUUGUGUGAUUCUUGAAGUCGCAGAUGAACUGAUCUCUAUCGAUAAAACCAGUUGUGUCUAAACGUAGCUCUGACUAUGCUCCAUUGGAGAAAUGUGUGUUUUUAAGAAGAAAGACAUUUCACACAAUUUAGAUUGAGUGUGAAACGUCUGAUUGCAUGAACCCUACCACCAUUAUAGGUCACGUGUUUGGUCAUUAGUUUGACCAUUUUGUGAGCAUAAUUUUAGACCUUUACUGUUAUAAUGUAAUUCAACCAUAUCUUCAUAGCAGCAAACUAAAACCAAUUAACUCUUUUGCACUCAUCUGAGCGGCUCAAGCUAAUAUUAUAUUCUGGGUAUUUGGUUCACAUAGAACGCAGCAGUGAUGUAUAGGAUUUACAGGCUAUAAAAGUUAGUGUGGUGAAGCCUGUUAUAAAUUGGGGAUAUGUUCAUUUGCACGUAGUUGUUGAGUCACUUGUAUUUUUAUAGCACAUUUAAAAACAACUGGCUUGGACCCAAAGUGCUUUCCAGUUCAGGCAGGUGGAUUAACAAAACAGAGGUAAAACAUGGAAGGUAAAAACAGCAUUAAGAGAGAAAUAUGGAUAAAGGAACUGGGAACAUAUAAAAGUAAUGGCAUAAACACAGUGUAAUUACACUUACACAGCAUUUGAUCCCCUUUCUUCCACAUAUCCAAUUCAUAGGAUCAUAGAGGGGCUGCGGCCUAUUUCAGUUGUCAUGGAGUGAGAGGUGGGAUACACCCUGGCAAGUCACCAGUCUUUCACAGGCUAAGAGACACAGACAACCAUCUACAGCCAAUGCAGAACCUAACAUGCAAGUCUUUGGAUUGUGAGAGGAAGCCGUGGGUGCUGGAGGGACCCCACGCAGGCAGAGGAAGGGUUCCAGUCGGGCAGUGAAUUUGAACCAAUGCCAAUUAAACCAAUUAAAUAUUGGAAAUAACAUUGUUGUAGAUCACUACUGUUUUUCAACUGAAAAGAGUUCUCUUUUGUCCUCGACAUAAAAAAGAGCAAAAAGUAAAAAAGGUGAGCACUUUUUAUCCAGUAGGGUUUAUUGUGUCUUAUAAAUCAAAUUAAAGCAUUAAAAUUUACUGUAAAUACAUAGUUACAAAAAAAAACAAGUCUGAGUUUAUGAAUAGCUGGUGCAACAAGAAAGUGUUCAGUGAACUUUCACACUUUCACACUGCUCUAGAAGGAUUUUUCUGUAUGAAAUGGGAUAAACUUAUGUCUGAAGCUGAGCUGUUGUUUUAAUUUAUAGUAAAGUCACAUAAGAGGAGGGAUUAGAUAAGGAUUUAAAUGUAAAACAUAUAAAUCUUGGAUUCAGGGUAUGAAAAACAUGAGAUUUUGAUACAGAUUCAGUUUUCAUCCCUCACAUCCACCACUCCAAGUUACUGCUGGAGUUUGACAUUGUGUGUCUCUAAGGUGCUGGGUCACGGACGGUCACAUGCUCAUGCUUGAAUACUUUAAAAGCUCCUCUCAGGGUUCACGCACAGGCCGCCUUGCUCCUCUCUGCAAUGCACUUUAAGGCCUGAAGGGGUCAGUAUAGCUCACAUUAAGCUUCUUCCAGUAUGAUUUAUAGUGUGUUUAUUACCUUUGAGAAAUGUGUUAUUUUACAGCACAGGAAAUGCACACGGACUCACCUGAAUCACAAUUUAGAGGUUUGAGGUGAGCAGCUGGAAACAUCCUUGUGCUUCUCAGUUUAACUGACUGAUCUGUUGCUGGGUGCGGUGUGUUAAUGCUCACUUGUGAACAUGUAAAUAAUAAUGUUUCAGGGCUAAAAAUGAGCAGUAAAAGAUCA